AUGGCCUGGCUGCUCCAGAGGCUGCACUACUCGCUCUGGACUCCUUUUGACCCUGACCUUGACAACAUCCUGAUUGACGGCCGGCCCCAGGGCCGCGGUGCGUUACCGUUUACCGGAAGUCCUGGUGGCUCCAACAUUCCUAGGCCUGUUGGCGAGCAUACCAGCGAACUUGGCGGUGUCUCCGCUGUCAGCGCAAGCCGGCAAAAGCAGACCAAGAGGGAUGAGGCUAUCCGUCGAAAGAUGGAGAAUGAUCUCUCCAAGAAGAAGAACCUAGCCACUCGUGCCCGCCACUCGCGCAAGGCCCCCUGGUACCGUUCUUGCCUUGAAGCCUAG
Parascedosporium putredinis is the source of this 333-nucleotide messenger RNA. Lineage: Eukaryota; Fungi; Ascomycota; Sordariomycetes; Microascales; Microascaceae. The record is from the annotation of a GenBank genome assembly.